GGGGGCAGAGAGAGAGAGAGAGAGAGAGGGGCGGGGCGGAGCGCGCGCGACGAUGUGAAGAUGGCGGAGCUGCAGAUGCUGCUGGAGGAGGAGAUCCCGGGAGGGCGCCGGGCCCUGUUCGACAGCUACACCAACCUCGAGCGGGUCGCCGAGUACUGCGAGACCAACUACAUACAGUCAACAGAUAAACAGCGGGCCCUAGAAGAAACCAAAGCAUACACAACUCAGUCCUUAGCAAGCGUAGCCUAUUUGAUCAACACCUUGGCCAACAAUGUUCUACAAAUGCUCGAUAUUCAGGCAUCCCAGCUUAGGCGCAUGGAAUCUUCAAUCAACCACAUUUCACAAACAGUGGACAUACAUAAAGAAAAGGUGGCUAGAAGAGAAAUUGGCAUCCUGACAACAAACAAAAACACCUCAAGAACUCACAAAAUCAUUGCACCAGCUAACCUGGAGCGACCAGUUCGCUAUAUUAGAAAACCUAUUGAUUAUACAAUUCUAGAUGAUACUGGGCAUGGCGUGAAGUGGUUGCUUAGAUUUAAGGUUAGUACACAGAAUAUGAAAAUGGGGGGCCUGCCUCGUACGACACCGCCCACCCAGAAACCACCCAGCCCUCCAAUGUCAGGGAAAGGAACUAUUGGGCGUCACUCUCCCUAUCGCACACUGGAGCCAGUGCGUCCUCCAGUGGUACCAAAUGACUAUGUACCUAGCCCUACCCGUAAUAUGGCUCCCUCGCAACAGAGCCCUGUUAGAACAGCUUCUGUGAAUCAGAGGAAUCGCACUUACAGCAGCAGUGGGAGCAGUGGCGGGAGCCACCCCAGCAGUAGGAGCAGCAGUCGAGAGAACAGUGGAAGCGGGAGCGUGGGCGUGCCCAUCGCUGUCCCUACACCCUCCCCUCCUAGUGUGUAUCCGGCCCCUGCCAGCUCUUCUCCCCUUCCUGCUGCUUCUGUCCCCGCUCCCACCACCCUCCCUCCUGCUCCCGCCCCGUCCUCCGCUGCCCCAGAUGCUGCCGCUGCUGCAGGGGCUCAGCCCCCUGCUGAUGGCUUCAGUUCUCCAACUCCCCCUGCUGCCUCUUCCGCUCCUUCCGCAGGUCACCCUGUUCAGUUCUACAGCAUGAACAGACCUGUUACUCGGCACACCCCACCAACAAUAGGGGGAUCUUUGCCAUACAGGCGUCCUCCCUCUAUCACUUCACAGAACAGCCUUCAAAACCAGGUGAACGGAGGACCGUUUUAUAGCCAGAACCCAGUGUCUCUUGCACCACCGCCACCCUCCAUCCUACAGGUAACUCCUCAGUUACCACUCAUGGGAUUUGUGGCCAGAGUUCAGGAAAACAUUUCAGAUACCCCUCCUCCCCCACCUCCUGCAGAUGAGCCUGUGUUUGAUGAAUCCCCACCUCCACCCCCUCCUCCAGAAGAUUACGAGGAGGAGGAAGCUGCUGUCGUGGAAUACAGUGACCCCUAUGCCGAGGAAGACCCACCGUGGGCACCAAGGACCUACUUGGAGAAAGUUGUGGCAAUCUAUGACUACACUAAAGACAAGGAGGAUGAACUCUCCUUUCAGGAAGGGGCCAUCAUCUACGUCAUCAAGAAGAACGACGACGGGUGGUACGAGGGUGUCAUGAAUGGAGUGACGGGACUGUUUCCAGGGAACUAUGUAGAGUCCAUCAUGCACUACUCGGAGUGAAGACCACCACGGCAAAGGGCAGGAUGGCACCUCAAUUGCCAGAGGGGUUGUUGGGCUCCCUAGAUCUCCACCAGCGCCUGGAGGAAUCUGGGCAAGUGAACUGAAGGAAGGAAGGAAAGAAAGAGUGUUGUAAUAAAACCACUUUAUUUUUUUGUCCCCCUCCCCCCCCAUUUUUAUAAAAUAGUGAUUUGAGUUGUUUGAAGAAUUGGCUCUUCCAUUUGCCAACAGCAGCUGAGCAGACUGACAUGUUUCCAAAAGACGACUGACUGAGGUGUAGAAACGGGAGAUGUAAUGAACUUGCCAGCGGAUUGACCCAUUGCUCAAAUUUGUGACCCCGCCCCCAUCCAGCCAAGACGUGGGAUUUUUCUCAGGAAUAAUCCAGGCCCUGGUAUUGGGACAUCCUGGAUGCCAGUGAUGAAGGCCAUCUGCCUUUCCCCUUCUUUUCUUCCCUCAACUUCCUGUUCUCUUAGUCUCUGUUGGAAGAGAACUACCAUAGGGUAGACGUUGGGGUCCGUGCUCCAGCUUGAUCCCAGCCUGGUUCCUUGCAUCUCUCCCCCAAGCACUGCUGCAGCUGCUCGGCACGUGUGACUUGACCCAGGCGUGGGUUGGUUUUGAGACAUCCACUUUUUUGUCUUUGACGACAUAGGAGGGUGUAGUAUCAGGAAUGACCUCUCUAUGUAAACCCUUGAAAAUCACAGGCUAGACUUCUCUCAGUGAUGAUGCUGACGGUACAAAUUGGAUCUGACUUUUGUUUCCAGAUUUUAGGGCAUAUCGCACAGUGGCAGGGCAGGCUAGGAGAUGGAUUGCCCAGGUUUGCUGACUGUUCUUGUUAAGAAUUCAGCUGCUUGCCAGCCUUUCUUGGGGCACUAAUCAGAAACAGAGGAGAGCUUCAACUGCCUUUUCUCCUCCCAAUAAAGCAGCCGAGUCUC
Sphaerodactylus townsendi is the source of this 2612-nucleotide messenger RNA. It is a transcript of the gene ABI2, whose product is annotated as abl interactor 2. The record is from RefSeq and is a predicted model, not a curated record. Lineage: Eukaryota; Metazoa; Chordata; Lepidosauria; Squamata; Sphaerodactylidae. Gene Ontology annotation, cellular component: lamellipodium. The transcript has 12 exons. The coding region runs from base 61 to 1683 and encodes 540 amino acids. Gene Ontology annotation, molecular function: SH3 domain binding.